Messenger RNA from Anguilla anguilla (European eel), 3465 nucleotides. RefSeq names its product ST3 beta-galactoside alpha-2,3-sialyltransferase 3b (gene st3gal3b). NCBI's taxonomy places the organism in Eukaryota, Metazoa, Chordata, Actinopteri, Anguilliformes, Anguillidae. The record is from RefSeq and is a predicted model, not a curated record. The transcript has 15 exons. The coding region runs from base 864 to 2102 and encodes 412 amino acids. Gene Ontology annotation, molecular function: sialyltransferase activity.
CGGGCACUCACGAAUUGCUCUUCGCUAGUCAUGGAAAAUAACUCUCCUCGAACAGGACCAGAUCUAAAGCUUGAGAUGUUGCUAGCUAUUAAGUGUGGUUCUAGUAAUGUGUACAGUAAUAUUUUGCCGGCACCGCUGUCCUCGUUGUGGGUGUAAUGUUAACGUUGUGUAGGCCCAGUAGUUCGUAAGACCUCAGCUUUUUCCAACCACUGUGAUUCGAAUUGUAAGGGAUAGCAGCUUUUUGAAGAGAAGUGUUAGCCUAUAGAUUUUGGUAACGGAUUUCAAUGUGCUCGUUUAUCUCUUUUUAUAUGUGAGUUUUAAAUACCGUGGACUGAUAUUUGCCUCAUUGGCUAGCUGUGUGAUAUAUGCCUCAUUAGCUAGCUGUGUGUGUGUGUGCUACAUCCAGAUAGCUAGCUAGCCAUACCCGUUAUUUUCCUUUCGACUAGCUAGCGCGCUGUUGAUUUCAGUAGCUACGAUAUGUGACGCUAGCCAACACCAACAACGCACAUCUCAAGUUAACUGCAUAUUUGCUACCUUUUAAUAGUAUUAAUCGUGUUUUCGCACUGUUCGAUUACUAGAUACCACUAACUAGUAACGUCUUUUUAAAUUGAUGUGUUUGACCAGCACAAAUCAUGACUGGUCGUAUGCCUCUAUUCUAACAAGCUAACAAAGUGCUGGCGGCCACAGUAGGUCGGCGCAUAUACUUAGGCACUCGCUAUCCCUGUGAAGAAUUGGAGAUCUUAGGGGAGGGCUCUUAGCUUCCGGUACGAAGAUACUUGAAAAGCCCCACAUCAGCUGUCAUAUCACGGAAUGCUCUCCGCGGUGGUGCGGUGAUGUCCACUGUGGACGGUACCAUGUGAAAAAUGAGUAUCAUGAAGCCCACACGCAAGCUGCUGUUCCUCUUGUGUCCCAUGCUGGUCCUGGGAUUCAUCUACUACUCCUCCGGGAAGCUGCACCUGCACGUCUGGGGUCAGAAGCCAGAUAAAUCUUCCCCACAGAUAAAUGACUCCGCCGUUGCCAUGACGGUGAGAACAGCCCAAGCCCGAGGGCGAGAUAAAGCUAAGGAACCCGCAGCCCCCCCGAAAAAGGCCAAAGAGCCCGUGGUGGAAACCCUAAACACCGUGGGACAAGUGGUAGGCCCAGCGUACGAUAAGCAGGGAUUCUUGCUGACUCUGGAUGGAAAGCUGUCCCAGGAGCUGAUCUACAAGUACGGCAACCUCAGCGAGGGAGCCUGCAAGCCGGGCUACGUAGCAGCCAAGAUGACCGCCAUCUACCCAAAGUUCACGAAGCCUGCCCCCAUGUUUCUAGACAAGAAUUUCAAGCGUCUGGGCAAAGUCAGUGUUUACUCCCCUCCGUUCGGAUUCAAAACGCAAGAAAGAGUCAUAGACAUUAUUUUAACAGCAACAAAGAAUUAUGGGCUGGGCACAGAACUGGAUAGUUUGAGUUGUAAAAGAUGCAUUAUCGUGGGAAACGGAGGCAUCCUCGCCAACAAGUCUUUGGGGUCCCAAAUCGAUGAGUACGACGUUGUCGUAAGGUUAAACGAGGCGCCAGUGAACGGCUUCCAGAAGGACGUGGGGUCCAAGACCACCAUCCGCAUCACCUACCCCGAGGGCGCCAUCCAGAAGCCCGAGCGCUACGAGAAGGACUCCCUCUUCGUCUUCUCCGCCUUCAAGCCGCAGGACUUCCGGUGGCUCCGGCAGAUGGUGUUCAAGGAGAAGCUGAGGACAGAAGGCUUCUGGAAGUCUGUGGCCCAUCACGUGCCCAAGGACCCCUCGGACAUGCGCAUCCUCAACCCCUACUUCAUCCAGGAGGCGGCCUUCCAGUUCAUCGGCCUGCCACUCAACAACGGGAUCAUGGGGAGGGGGAAUAUACCAACACUGGGGACCGUUGCCAUAACGAUGGCCCUCCAUAACUGCGACGAGGUUGCCGUGGCUGGAUUUGGGUAUGACAUGAACACCCCCCACGCCCCCCUGCACUACUACGAGACGGUCAAGAUGUCGGCCAUCAAAGAGUCUUGGACUCACAAUAUUUCGAAAGAGAAGGAGUUCCUACGCAAGCUGGUGAAGGCCAAGGUCAUCACAGACAUGACGAACGGCAUCUGAGGCCUGGCCGGGAUUCCCUUUUCCCAACGAACUGCUGAGCAGAAGCGGUUGGGAAACUGAGGCUGAGGCGGGGAGGGGGGGGCCCGGAGCCCUGCCGGCCCCACCCCUCCGCGCCCCCGCGCCCCCCCCCCGGCACCUCGCGCCAUUCCAAGCUUUCAGGAGGCGGGAAGGCCGGCGGAGAGAAGCCGGAGCUUCCCGGGCCAAAGCCGCCUCCUUCGCUGGGACUCGGAAUAUGGACUCGGAAUAUUCCCUUCUUCAGGAACGAUCCUGGGCAAAACUUGAGUUUCCACUUUGUCCCGGGGGGGGGGGGGAAGUCGCACAACGAGCGGUACUGGGUUAAGUGAAGGAAGCGGAAACAUCACGCUAACCUGCCGGAACGAGAGCGAAGGCAAAACGAAGCAAGUGGACUAUGAUCGGUGUGUGUGCCAAAUGUACCUCAUCAAAUACCUGAAUGUAUUCAUCAAAGAGUCGUAGUGCGUUGUACAGGCCCGGGUCGCCCCUCGGUACUGCUUUUUUUAGGAGUAUCUCCGUCCGGGGCAAUGCUGUCCCGGCCCUGUCUGGAACCCUGGGAAAGGUGUAGUCUUUUUCCUUUUUUUCCCCCCUCCAUUUCUUUUUAUCAGCUCCUGUGUUCAGUGACAUUUUUAGGCUUUGCACAAUGUGUCCAGGAGUAUGGGGAGAGGUCGUGGCCUUUUUUGUUUGUCUUUUAAGCAUUAUUUAUUUUGUUUUACUUAUUUGGAAGUUGCCUCAUUUCCCCUGAUGGACAGCCAGACAGUCAGUCAGACUCCAUUUUCCGUUAUUUGUCUUUGUACUUCUCUGAUUCUCUCUAUAAGAAUCGGAACCUAUUUAUAUUGAGCCCCUUCCCGAAUCUGCCGACCUUUGGUUGGCUCAAACUAGUAUCGUAUUAUGCUUCUGCUAUGCGGUGGUGGUAAACUUUUUUAAAUAUUAAAAGUUUUCGGGGUGUUUUGUAUUUAUAGAGAUGCAAAUUACUGUACGCCUGGUUAAAUAUUCUGUUUACCGUUAAGUUAAAUGAACGAGGAAGCAUCAGUCCCCAAUGUUGGAGAACCAAAAUCAGUGUUCAGGGUCAACCAAGGCGCUGGCCUGUGCCCACAAAACCAAGGCCGAACCCCCGGAACCUUUGUGGUAAGAUGGAAUAUGUUGCACUACAUUCCGUAAGGAUUGGGUGAAUGCACUGGAUCACGCUGUAUGUGAAGUAUACCUAUCAACAGUUCAGUAAUUAAUUAGCGUUCAAUUCAUGGAUCAAAAGCAGAUCAGUAAACCAAUAUUUUUUUAAUGUACAGAGGUAUACUGUUUGUGUUCUUUCUGUAACUUGUAAUAAAUGCAUUGAGUCUCCUUUGUCACUUUG